Molecule: messenger RNA, 975 nt
Organism: Cercopithifilaria johnstoni
Lineage: Eukaryota; Metazoa; Nematoda; Chromadorea; Rhabditida; Onchocercidae
Source: the annotation of a GenBank genome assembly
AUGUUCCAUCGAUUUCCUGUCAUAAUUCUUAGUUUUGGUUUACUUGGAAGUGCUAUACAUGGACGAUGUAUCACUGAAGAUUGUGAUGAUGAAGAUUUAAGAGGGAAACAGGAGUAUCAGUCUUCGAGACCAACAAGAUUCUCCUCAACAAACUGUCAUUAUCAUAUGGAAAAGCUUUGCCCAGAUUGUGGAGCUGAUAAUUGUAAUGUUGAUAAGAAUAUUAUCGGUGAUAAUUGUUGGAAUUGCUGUUGCAAACAAUUAUCAUUACCUUCUAACACAGAUGAUAAUAAUGAUUUGGAUGAUGACGCAACCGUAUUAACAGUCAGAUGUGAACCAUCAUCUACAGAUUGCAAUUCGAAAGGUGCGGAAGAUUCAGGCAUUUUGAGAGAGGGUGAUGAGUCUUCACCAUCUUUGUGUCCAUCAUGUCUUCAACAAUCCAGGCCGGAUAGCGACACUCCAUCCAAAAAAGAUGUUAUGUUACCGGUGCUUCCCAAAGGUGUACCAAUCAUACCAUCUCCUCAGUUAGACUUGUUGACCAGUGGCGAUAGUAUCGGAUUCAAAAAUAUUCGCGAUCUUCAUUUAUCAACAAUUAAAUCACCAUCAGUUGAUAAGCAUCUUUUACAGGAAUCAUCUACGGAUAAUUUCCCAUCGCAUGAUUGUUGCACUCGAUGCAACAGUGUAAACUGUACGCCACGAAAUAACAAUGUAAUGAUAUUAGGAGCAAGAAUAUUCGAGAAUAGACGAAAUAGUGGAACCAAAUGUAAAAACAAACAGUUGAAAAAAUUAAUGAUGGCUAAUAUCAAGAAGAAUCCAACGCGUUCUAAACGAGCGAUACAACGAGCAGCAGAACAGAAAUUUGUUGCACAAUUUAAUGUUGUCUGUUCCAAAGGUGAUUUUAGCUAUGUAACACAUGCAACUGAUUAUUGUGAAGUAUCCAAUUUGGGUACUGUCUGCUAUGCUUUUAGAAUUCAUUGA